AAUAUCUUGUUUAUUUGUUAUUCAAUAUCUAUUUUAAAUAUUAAUUUAAUUUCUUGGUCAAUUACUAAUUGACAAUACUGAUCAUGUUGAUGAAUCAUCCAUCAAAUUCACUUUGAAAAAAAAAUAAAUAAAUAUGCGUGCGCGCAUUUGUGUUUACUUGUCUAUUAUUAUGUUUAUUUUUUCUAAAUCAUUUUGACAUACGUGUCAAGUGUAGAACAUCAAAAACAAUUAUUCUUUUAAUCUAGUUGAUUUCAUCAUAUCAGAAUUUAUUCACGUGAUAAUACUUUACUAAAAUUACUGACUUAUCUAAAAGUGUAUUAACAAAAUAAAAUUUAUUAUCACGAUAGCUAUAUUGUAAAAUGGUCAACUCAGAAAAAAUAAUAAUAAUAGGAGCUGGUGCAGCUGGUAUAUCAGCUGGAUGUCAUCUUUACAAACAUGGAUUUAAAAAUUUAACAAUAUUAGAAGCAAAAAAUAGAAUUGGUGGACGAAUUAAUACUGUUGAAUUUGGAGAUAAUGUUGUUGAGUUGGGUGCUCAAUGGGUUCAUGGAGAAAAAGGAAAUAUUGUUCAUAAACUUGCUCAACCAUUGGGAUUGCUUGAAUCAUCAUAUAAUUUAAAUGAUUUUAAUAAAAAUACAUUUGUAAAUUCUCAAGGUGUUGUCAUGCCAAAAUCAGAAAGUGCUGAAGUUUGGAAAUUUUAUUAUAUGAUAAAUGACAAAGCUGAGGAAGAUUUAAAAGAUGCAAUUGGUUCUUAUGGUGAUUAUUUUAUAAAAGAAUUUUACAAGUAUUUAAAUGAUAAUAAAUUUACUGAUGAUACAAGAGCCAAAGAAUAUCUUGAUUGGAUGGAAAAAUUUGAUAAUUCAAUGCAAUGUAGUGACACAUGGUUUGAAGUAUCUGCAAGAGGUUUGUCAGAUUAUUGGCUUUGUGAAGGUGAUCAUUUACUAAACUGGAAAGAUCGAGGAUAUAAAACAGUAUUUGAUUUGUUGAUGCAUAGAUAUCCAGAUGCUUCACAAAGUAUUCCAAUAUUAGAUACAGUUAAAUUUUCAAAUGAAGUAUCAUCAAUUGAUUAUUCAACAGAUAAAGUUACAGUUACAACAACAAAUGGAAAUAAAUUUAUUGCUGAUAGUGUUAUAUUUACAGCAUCACUUGGAGUAUUGAAAGAUCAACAUUUGUCAUUAUUUAAACCUCAGUUAUCUAAUAAAAAAAUUUUAUCAAUUGAGGGAUUGGGAAUUGGAUCAGUUAAUAAAUUAUUUCUUGAAUUUCCUCAUCGUUGGUGGCUUGAAGAUUCAGCUGGUUUUGGUUUUAUUUGGACUGAACAAGAUAAAAAAGAAUUUCUUGAAAAACAACCGAAAAAUCUUCAUUGGCUUAUUGAUGUUUUUUCAUUUUUCACUGUUGAUUGUCAGCCUCGUGUACUGUGUGGCUGGAUAACUGGUGAAAGUUCAAGAUUCAUUGAGACUCUUAGUGAUGAUGAGGUCAAAGAUGGUCUUUGUGAUUUGUUGGAUAAAUUUUUGGGCAAACACUAUAAUAUUCCUGCACCUGAUAAAUUUAUAAGAUCAAAAUGGUACACAGAUAAACACUUUAGAGGAUGCUACAGUCAUCAAAGCAUUAAAACUGAUCAGCUUGGUGCUAGUGCUCGUGAUUUAGCUGAACCAAUUUUAUCAAAAUUAAACAACAAACCUGUGAUACUAUUUGCUGGUGAAGCAACUCAUGAUCAUUAUUAUUCAACUGUUCAUGGUGCUGUUGAAUCGGGUAUUCGUGAAGCUGACAGACUUAUUGCCUACCACAGACAGGUGUCUAAGAAUGAUGAUAAACAAGUCGCCGAGAAAACAACUUUGGCAAUAAUUGGAGCUGGAUUAGCUGGUUUGUCUGCUGCAAAAACACUUGAGGAACAUAAAUUUUAUGAUUACAUUUUGCUUGAAGCUCAGGACUAUAUUGGUGGAAGAAUAAAAUCUAUAGCUUGGAAUGAUAAUUGGAUAGAAGAAGGAGCACAAUUUUUGCAUGGUGAUAAUAGUACAUUUGGUAAAAUUUGUCAUGAAAAUAAUUUAAUAGCUGAUACAGAAUCAGGUGAAGGUGAAGGUUUAUAUAUUACAAGUGAUGGUAGACACAUUGAUAAACAAUCAAUUCAAAUGAUUGAUGACCUAGUGCGAGACACUCUAGAAGAUUGUGAAAAAUAUGUUGAUGAAAUUGAUGAAAAAAUACCUGAAAGCAUUGGUCAUGUGCUUCGAAAUGCCAUGGAUAAUUUUAUGAAUGAUAAAAAUAAUUCAAAAGAAUUUAGUGAAAUAAUUUAUGACUGGAAUGUUAGAUAUUUACUUAUUGAUAAUUCUUGUGAUAAACUUGAAGAUUUAUCAGCUAAAAAUUGGGGUAAAUUUAGAUUUGUUGGUGGACCUGAACAUUUAAUAUUUAAUAAUGGUUAUAGUUCAUCUGUUAAUAUGAUUUCUGAUAGUUUAAAAAACAAAGUAAGACUUAAAAGUUUAGUAAAACAAAUUAAGUGGCAGACAAAUGAUGAAAAAAAAAAUCCAAUUACUUUAGUUAUGAAUGAUAAAAAAAUUAUUGCUGAUUGUGUUUUAGUAACUUCGUCAUUGGGAUAUCUCAAAGAAAAUCCUGAUAUGUUUAUUCCACAUUUACCUGAUGAUUUACGUAUGGCUAUUGAUUCACUCGGUUUUGGUGUGAUGAAUAAAAUUUUAUUAGACUUUGGCAAGCCAUGGUGGGAUCCUGGUUUUGAAGGUAUACAAUUUUUGUGGCAUGAAGAAAAUGAAAAUAGUGAUGACAGUAUAAAAUUAGCUCCAUGGACAAGAUACCUGACUGGUUUUGAUGUUCUUCAAAAUCAGGAGACAGUUUUACUUGGCUGGGUAGGUGGAAAAGGUGCAAAAAUUAUUGAAGAUCUCAGUGAGCAAGAAGUUGCAAAUGACUGUAUUGAUGUGUUGAGAUUUUUUAUGAAAAAAAAUACUUUACCAGCACCAAAACGUUGUAAACGUUCACAGUGGGGACAAAAUAAAUUUAUCAAAGGAAGUUACAGUCACAUUUCAACAAAAUGUGAUGAAAAUUUUGUCUCUCCAAGAUCUCUUGCUCGACCAAUAUGGGGAACCAUUAUUCAAAAUAAUAAACCAAAGAAUGUUCCUGUUGUGAUGUUUGCAGGAGAAGCAACAUCAGAACAUUAUUAUUCAACUACUCAUGGAGCAUUUGAUUCUGGAAAAAAUCAAGCACUUGAGUUUUUACGUCACCAUGUUGGUUUUUUACACCAAGUCCAUGUUGGUGAUAAUUAA
Molecule: messenger RNA, 3260 nt
Organism: Aphidius gifuensis
Lineage: Eukaryota; Metazoa; Arthropoda; Insecta; Hymenoptera; Braconidae
Product: spermine oxidase-like
Exons: 8
Coding region: 360-3260 (966 amino acids)
Molecular function (GO): polyamine oxidase activity
Source: RefSeq, a predicted model, not a curated record